UAUAAAAAUAUUAUUAUCUCCAACAUGGAGUUUGUUCCUCUUUUCAUUUUCAUGUUCUUUAUCUCCUCCUUAGCCAUCCCAACUCUUGGCUGUGGAACUUGUAAACCACCCAAAGACCCCAAUGUCAAACCUCCGGUGACUCUUCCACCGGUUAUCAAGCCGCCAGUUGACUUGCCGCCGGUCACUCUUCCUCCCGGCAUUAUUCCACCUAUUAUCAAACCACCUGUUGACCUACCACCUGUGAAACUUCCACCGGGUGUCAAACCACCUAUUGACCUACCACCGGUUGUCAAGCCACCAGUUGACCUACCAGUACCCCUACCACCGGUGCCCCUACCCCUGCCACCGGUUCCUCUACCCUUGCCACCGGUGAAACUUCCACCCCUACCCCUGCCACCAGUGAAACUUCCACCCCUACCCCUGCCACCGGUGCCCCUACCCUUGCCACCGGUUGUGAAGCCACCGGUUGACCUACCACCAAAGACACUUCCUCCGGGAAAACCAAAGAAGAAACCUUGCCCACCAGUGCCUCCAAAGAAGAAGAAGAAGCCUGCAACAUGUCCAAUAAACACGUUAAAGUUGGGUGGUUGUGUGGAUGCUCUAGGAGGACUUGUUCAUAUUGUGAUCGGCGAUCCAGUUGUGAACAAAUGUUGUCCAAUUAUCUCAGGAAUAACAGAUGUUGAAGCUGCUGUUUGUCUUUGCACCACUCUUAAGUUGAAAGCCUUAAAUCUCAACAUUUAUGUGCCAAUUGCACUUCAACUUCUUGUCACUUGUGGCAAAUCCCCACCUCCUGGUUUCAAAUGCGCUAUCUAGACCAAUGUCUUAACAUGUGAACGAGAUUGAAACAAGAGGAAUGUCCUGUCUUGUCUUGUAUUCUGUACUCUUUCUCUCUUCUAAGAAUUUGUGAUUUAGACCUAUUUAUGAACUUGAUGAUUGAUCAUUUGUUUAAUUUAAACCCUUUGAAGAUUGCUUUCAUUCGUGUGUUGUAUAAUUAAUUAAGCAUGGCCAAGAAUGCCUGCAAUUCAUUCA
Molecule: messenger RNA, 1029 nt
Organism: Impatiens glandulifera
Lineage: Eukaryota; Viridiplantae; Streptophyta; Magnoliopsida; Ericales; Balsaminaceae
Product: 36.4 kDa proline-rich protein
Exons: 3
Coding region: 25-813 (262 amino acids)
Source: RefSeq, a predicted model, not a curated record